Oreochromis niloticus (Nile tilapia) is the source of this 6276-nucleotide messenger RNA. RefSeq names its product transmembrane protein 248 (gene tmem248). The transcript is spliced from 7 exons. The record is from RefSeq and is a predicted model, not a curated record. NCBI's taxonomy places the organism in Eukaryota, Metazoa, Chordata, Actinopteri, Cichliformes, Cichlidae. Bases 352 to 1374 code for a protein of 340 amino acids.
UUACUACGCAGUGCGGGGGCGCGGACGAUAUGUCGACAGAGAGGGAGGACCCGGAGACAUUAUUGACGUUGUUCCAGGCUGUACAAGAAAAAAAUACUUCUCAUUAGUGCAGCAGUGAGCUUUAGAGCAAAGAAUGGGAAGCAGUACACACGGUGUUUGGUGUGCUGAAAGCCCGGCUGUCUCAAGCGAACAUCGAUUUUUGCUGUUCCGCGGGAUAUUCAGCAGGGACUAGCUUCAGGAAAGCGAGUAAGCUAGCAGCACAGGCUAGCUUCGCAGAGAGCUAGCUGCCUUGUUAUUGUGGCCCGAAACGAACCUUCCAGCUAGCAUCCGUCAGAGGAACACACGGGAAAAAUGGUGUACCUGUUAAAUCCUAUAGAGAACCUGAGAAGCUACAUCAACAACCGUCCACCUCUGGUCAUUUUUAUGAUCAGUGUAAGUGCGGUGGCCAUCGCCUUCCUGACCAUCGGUUAUUUCUUCAAGAUUAAAGAGAUCAAGUCUCCAGAGUUGACCGAGGACUGGAACACCUUUCUGUUGCGCUUCAAUGAGCUGGACUUUUGUGUGUCAGAGAAUGAAACGAUAAAGCACGGCCUGAACGAGUCGACCACGCCGGAGAGCAUGGUGGUGACUAGCGGCCAGGCUCGUUCCAGCACUCAGGUUCCCCUACUGCUGGAGGACUCGGGGCCCAUUAACAUCUCAGUCCCCAUUACCCUCACGCUGGACCCUCAGCGUCCGUUUGGAGGGUAUUCUCGCAAUAUCACCCACCUGUAUGCCACGGUGCUGGGGCAGCAAGUAGGCCUCUCAGGCCGAGAAGCUCAUGAAGAAAUAAACAUCACGUUCACUCUGCCCGUAUCCUGGAACUCGGACGACUGUGUUCUGCACGGUCACUGCGAGCAGGUGGUGUUCAGCACUUGCAUGACCAUCACAGCGGCCAGCAAUAUCUUCCCAGUCACAGUGCAGCCACCACACUGCGUGCCAGAGACGUACACCAAUGCCACAUCUUGGUACAAGGUGUUCACCACAGUCCGUGACUCAGAUACCAAGUACAGUCAGGACUACAACCCCUUCUGGUGUUACAAAGGAGCCAUUGGCAAGGUGUACCAUGCACUCAACCCAAAACUUACCGUGAUUGUUCCAGAUGAUGACCGUUCCCUCAUCAACCUUCACCUGAUGCACACUAGCUACUUCCUGUUUGUCAUGGUCAUCACUAUGUUCUGCUAUGCAGUCAUAAAAGGGCGGCCUGGCAAAGUGCGACAAACCAACCCUGACUUCUGUCCUGAGAAGGUACAACAGACACCAGCAGUGCUAUAUGACUUCAACAGGUGGCGUUGUCAGAGGGUUAAAAAGACAUCAGAGAAUGGCAGGACUUACCUGUAACAUGGACAAAAUUAGAGAAAGUGAAGAAAUUAAUUAAAAAAACAAAAACACGACUUACCAGUUGCCUAGUGGACCCUGGAAAUACAAUAAGGGACACAAAAGCUCUGUGAAUGCAUUACUCUUGCAAUGUUGGGUUUCUCCAACCAAAGAUAUACAAGUGCCUGUAUCUGUGGUGUAAAUAUUUCUAGGAACUCUUUGGGUUUUUUUCCCUUUUUGUUAUUUCUUUUGAUUUUUGCUUGAGCCCCCCAGUGCCAUGUCCAAACAUGCAGUACAGAAACAAAGCAGAAGGCCACAUCCAAGAGCUACUUCUUUUUUCUGGUGGUGAUUAGGUCUCACCUUAUCAAGCAUGAUAGACAGAAGUGUUUUAUCAAAGUGGUAAAUGUUUAGAUAUCUUAAGGUCAACUGUAAGCAAAGUGGUUUUGUCGCCCUGAUAACAAAGCGUGAUGUUUAAUCACUUGGAACAUGUUUAAGGAAACAGAAAAGCAGGUAAAUAAUGAUUAAAUCCUCAGCGUGUGCUCGCCAUAGCAGCUUAAGCGAGGAAUGGAAUAAAGUAGCACUUUUCUCUGCACCAAAUUUAAAGGUUUAAUUAAAAUUCUAGUUAGAAUCGGGUUCUUUAAAGUCCAUUCAGACAUCUAAGUGACAUUUAAGUGAUAUGAGUAAACACAAAGUAAAGAUUUUAGGUGAUUGCACUGUGCGCAUUAAUACGUGAACAGUGUCGACUGUAAACUUAAGAAUUUCACAUCUUCCUUUUACAAACUGCUUUUGAUUAGCAGUUAAAGAAUUACCAGAACUUCCUGGUGUUUGUUGUUGAAAUUUGUCACAUAUUCUUUUCUUCUUCUUCUUUUUUUUGGCCUUAUGCUUUCCUCUGUCAGUUGCUUCUUCACUCACCUGCCUCUUGAAUUUAAUUUGCUGCCAGUCACUGUGCAGCAGUUUUGAUGUUUAAUCGAGUCCUCUCUGUCACACCCAGGAGAUACAGAACAUUUGAUCUUGCCUUACCUACGGUGGACUUGCUUGCUUGAAAAUAGGCGUGGGUCAUCACUUUUGUCCCUUUCCCCACAUUAACUCUCCGCCCCCUUUCUUCCACAGCCAAAUAUCACAUUUUAUUUGUUCUGGUAUGACGAGCCUGUGGUUUGAAAUCAAGCUUGUGCUCUUUGUCCUGUUAUUGUAAAUGUCACGUGACCCUUGAGUUACUUUAUAUUAGACACUUUAGUUACUUCACCUUUUUGAAAUGAUAAAUUAUAUGAGUUGCACAUGUUCAAGUGUUUUCAUAGAUGGUGCACCUUUGGAUGUCUUGCACAUUUUGUUAUUAUCUCCUGUGAUUAUUUCUUUUUUUUGUAAAUAAACAAAUUGGCCUCUAUGUAAAAAAUAAAUAUGAUUAUUAUGCUGCUGCUCAGACGUUUACAUAACCAUCCUUGUUUGUUAUAAAGAAAAGUUUUCGUCUAAUAUAAUGUGAAAUGAUAAAUACUGUAAAUCAUUUAGUGAAUCCUUUGGUUAUUAAUAACUCAUUUUUAAUACAUCUAUGUAGGUGUUCAGAGGCCCAAUUUCAGCAACCAUUGCUCCUGUGCUCUUGGGACUCCAUAUAUAGCAAAUGCAAGUUUAUCAUGUUAAAAGUUUGAUGUUUCCGCUGUAUGUAAGGCAUCAGUCGCAGAGUCAUAGUGACUGAAAAAUGUGUACUCUGACUGGUUGGCAAGUGGUUUCAGGAAGCUGCUGGCUGAUGAUCGGUGAAAUUGAUCGCAAAGGGAGUGCUGCACCAGAACCUGGCAGAUCGCUUUGGUCUGCUAUAAGUUACAUGAAAUAGGAAGAUUUCACAAGGUGCAGCUUUUAGUUUGACGGUGGACUGUUUCAGUUUUCAGUUUGCAUCACACUGUUUGGUUUCACUACCAUUUGGCAAUUAGUUGUGUUUACAGACAUGUUGUUGUUCUCCAUGCAAACUACAGGCCAUUCUUUGAACUACAGGCCAUUCUUUGACUCUGCUUGCAACCAGUAAUAAUAGCAAGGUAGUUUUUGGUGUAGCACUUUAUACCUUGGUCCAGUUUCACCUAAUGACAGGCAGCCUCAGGCAAUCACUUGCUAACCAAUAAAAGAAUACGCAUUUUACUCUGGCAGCCAGUGGUUAACGAAGGUCACUACCCCUCUUUCAUACAACGGUGUGCACUACUCCCCCUAGAGGACAACUUAAAAUGCCCCCAAGCAGAAGAGAAAGAAGUAGGAGGAGUUGGUCCACCGCUGAGUACAUCAGAGUUUGAGAAACCCUGAAUGGGCAGUUUCAUUCAAUGUGUUUUUGUAAGAGUGAGGUGCUGCUGGUCUCUGAAGGGAGUAGUAAACACCAUUGUUUGUGGCCUAUUGCCACAGGAAAGUUCUUAAAACAGGAAAACUGAGUUUCAGAAUAAAAUUAUGUUUUUAAGGAGUCAUCCAAAGCACUCGACUAGCCAAGUAUGUUGCUUCUUUAGAUCCAAAAACCAGUGUGGUCAUGAAUGUAUAAUAAACAAUCGGCGUUUUACCAGGAUAUACUUUCAUUUGAGAAUAGAUUAUACCAUCAGAACAGAGGGACUAUUGCAACAUUUCUCAAAUAUAAAUAUGAAUUAAAUACGAAUGUACUUUUCUUUCAAAAAACAAGGACAAACUUUUGAGCAGCAGUGGGAAUACCAUUAUCAUAUUUAUCCAUUUAUUAUAUAUUAAUUAUUAAACUAACAUUUGUAUUAUUUUGAAUGACAUGAAACUGUGCAAAGACUCAUUUUGUGUGUGAAUGCAUGAGAGUGAGUUUUGGAUAAAGAAGUGUAGCUGCAGACUGCAAUUCUCUGAAAUCUCGUUCCGAGCGUCUGAUUUUUGAAAAGGAUACCGUCGCAGUGACAAAACAAGCCGCCUCCCCCGACUUCCACCUGCAAAACUUUCCAUCUGUUGUUGCUGGUUGUUUGCGUUUCUCUGUGAGGGCAGCACAGCAGCACAUAUUAGAUUUGCAAAAACAAAAAGACAGUGCUAUAUUUCUGUUGGUUUGUUGCAUUGGUCUGAGCUUGUCUAAAUGCGAUCUGUGUCCAGAGAAUUGAGUAAAAACCUUCCUAUGGUCUUAACAGAACAGAAGUAAAGAUUGCCUGUUUGUAAUUAUGUAUUUUGUUUCCUUUUCAAUAGAAUUACCGAUACUUUUACUUACCUCUGCUAUAAUUUUGCUCCAUAAUUGAUGUACCUGUUGAAUGUACUUUUUUUUUAUAAGCAGCGUAAUCGAAAUCUGAGAUGCAAGAAUUCCAAGUGAUUCAAAAAAUGUUAUAUAAAUAUAUAUAAUUUUUUCAGUUUGGGAGGCUUUACUUGAAUUGUGUUGUUUGUUUUGAUUGGUUUUCAUAGUGUAAGGUUUUCCCGUCAUGUUGUAUGAAACGCUGUACUUAACAUUUGCGUUUUUCGUGUGUAUGUCAGUGAAUGACUGGUUUUGGUUGUAAUGGUUGCGAUACCCCCCCCCACAUACACAGAAAAUGAUGCUAGAAAAAGUCUUCCUAAUUCUAUUGUUCAGAUGAUGAGCAUGGAUCUGUUGCGUUCUCUCAUCCAUCUAUUGUGCUCCCACCUGCUUUUGGUUUUUUUUGUUUUUGUUUUUGUUUUUGUUUUCUUCUUUUGGAAGAUCUGGCAGCUCUAAUUGGUCUGUUUGGGUAUGGAUAGGUAGCCAGGAUUGAUUUAAAGGAACUUGAAGUUGUGAAUGAAGCUGUCUUAACAUGUAUCACUUGCAUUUAGCUACUUCAUAUCCUUUUCUGUGCGAUUUUCACCCCCCUUCCGUGGGUUAAAUUUGCAUCUCUGAUUGCAAAAAAUGCCUUAACAUUGUCUUUGCUUCAUCUAUCACAUAUUGUAAAUCGCACAGGAAAAACUAAAGCAAAUCGUAACUAUUGUGAAGUGUACAUUUAAAGGAUUUUAAAGGAGCAGAUGCUUGCUGUUGUAGUUUUCAAAUUACUCCACUAUAUCACUAAUGACGUGAAAACAGUUGCGCCAUAUUCACCUUAAGUUGCACCAUGUCGCUGUGUAUGGAGGACUGAAACUGUCAAAAAAAACAACAAAGCUCAGUGAAAGAAAGUCUUAGUCAUGCAGUUUGCUGAGGAAAAAUGAAAUUUGAGAUGAAAUUGGUUGCAAAGACUUAUGCGAUGCUGCAUUACAAACCUUGCGGUUGCUUUGGACCCUAAUAGCAAACUUGCCACCUUACUGCUGGAUUUCUUACCAACCACAACAGGUUGCAGCGGUAAGGCAACUAAAGCAAUUGAAAGGUUUUCAGUGGAGUUUGCAAUCGAUUGUACCAGCAACCACUUGCCAACCAGUCAGGGAAUGCAAACUUUUCCCUAGCGACUGGAUAGUUGCCAGGUCUUUGCCGACCAGUUUCCACACCUUUGUCACAUCUAGAUGCCGCCUGAUUGGAGGGAGCAACAAAUGGCUAAAAAUAAGAAAAUAAAUAAAUAAGAAAAUAAAAAAAAGUAAAUUCUGAAACAGGUGGCAAAUGAAAAUUACAAAUAAUAUAAAUGGAAAAGCGAAAAAAGAGUGAAAUUACAGCAAAGAACACAAAAUGACAGCAAAAUGUAAAGAAAUCAGCACAUUUAACUAAACGACGCCUACAUUCAUUUUAAUUUGUUUCAUCUGUGCUGUUGGCAGUUUCAGGCUACCAUACUGGUGUUUUGUGUUUUUUGCUAUGACAUGACUCCAAUAAAAGGUGCCCUUCCUCCUCUCUGUCAUCCUUUUUGUCAUGUUAGCAGCGCUUACAGGCAAAUAUUAAGCCAACUCUGUGCCUUCUGCACUGUCGAGCUGCAUCCUCCUCCCUGUACAUACAGUAGAUAGGACCAUAGGUUUUAAUGUGGCUAGGAUGUCAUUCAGACCCUUUUCCUCCCCAGUGGAACUGCUGUAAAUGAAUUCAAGUUUAAAUAAACUGUCUCUGAAGUUCAA